Messenger RNA from Diatraea saccharalis (sugarcane borer), 3636 nucleotides. Lineage: Eukaryota; Metazoa; Arthropoda; Insecta; Lepidoptera; Crambidae. The record is from the annotation of a GenBank genome assembly.
GUCUAAAAAAUCUGUGGUUGAUUAGUUUUCUCGGGAUAAAUCGGUUUGGUCUCUUUACCACAAUAGCAAGCACUAAUUAUACAAUUUAUUUCUGAUUAUUAAUUGCACCAAAGGAUCAAGUUGCGUUUCCUUAAGAUACGUUUCAAUCCAUAAAUAAAAUGUCUAACGAUACGACUGCAAAUAAAAACUUUUCCAACCUGGAGACCCCAGGUUAUGUUGGCUUUGCAAAUUUGCCAAACCAAGUUCACCGCAAGUCUGUGAAAAAAGGCUUUGAGUUUACCCUUAUGGUAGUGGGAGAGAGUGGCUUGGGCAAGUCAACUCUUGUGAAUUCACUAUUCCUUACUGAUCUUUAUCCAGAGAGAGUGAUUCCUGAUGCUAUAGAGAAAACAAAUCAAACUGUUAAACUAGACGCAUCUACUGUUGAGAUUGAAGAAAGGGGAGUCAAGCUUCGCCUUACAGUAGUUGAUACACCUGGUUAUGGUGACGCUAUUGACAACACAGACUGCUUUCGCUCUAUUAUCCAGUACAUUGAUGAACAAUUUGAGCGGUUCUUACGCGAUGAGAGUGGUCUCAACCGCCGCAACAUUGUUGAUAAUAGGAUUCAUUGCUGCUUCUACUUCAUUUCACCAUUUGGGCAUGGGUUGAAACCACUGGACAUUGAGUUCAUGAAACAACUUCACAAUAAAGUGAAUAUUGUGCCUGUUAUCGCAAAGGCAGAUUGUCUCACUAAAAAAGAGGUACAGCGCCUAAAGACCAGAGUUAUGGAAGAGAUUGAAAAGGAAGGCAUUAAGAUUUAUCCACUGCCUGAUUGUGACAGUGAUGAAGACGAGGAUUAUAAAGAACAGGUCCGUCAAUUGAAAGCAGCGGUACCGUUCGCUGUGUGCGGCGCCGGGCAGCAGCUGGAGGUGCGCGGCCGCAGAGUACGCGGCCGACUGUACCCGUGGGGGGUUGUCGAAGUUGAGAACCCUGACCAUUGCGAUUUCAUCAAACUGAGGACUAUGCUCAUCACCCAUAUGCAGGACUUGCAGGAAGUGACCCAGGAGGUACAUUACGAGAACUAUAGAUCGGAGCGUCUUGCACGUAGCGGACAAGUACCCAAGCGGCAUACAUCAACUGAGAGUGGCUUGAGUGAAGCGGAGACCAAUGGACUGAGCAACGGGUCUACCGAAGACCCAGCUGAACGUGAACGUGCUCUGCGUGAAAAGGAAGCGGAACUCCGGCGCAUGCAGGAGAUGCUGGAGCAGAUGCAGCGGCAGAUGCAGCUGCAGGCGGCCGGCGCCCCCACCACGGCAUAGUGCUGCAACGACGCACAGUUAAAAACAAGUACGGCUGUCCAGAUGCCAGUCGCCUGCGACGUCGUCAACUCUAUACUGCGCGUCAUACCAUACUGUGUCACCUCCAACUAAUCUAAAGACGGUCAAGCGCGACUAAUUUUUAUAGAUUUUUUUUUUCGAAAAUAUUACCAAAAAAUUUUUGUGAAAACGUGUAGUGCAUGCAACAUAAGUGCGAACAAAUGAAAUGCGUCAAUUUAAUUUUCUUAAUGAAAUUAGCUUAUGUUGAAAUACAGUGUCGUAUAUCGUUCCUAUUAUGAAUAUAAAUCGGAGCUUUAUUAAAAAAAAAAACAACUAAGUUCGUGUACAUAUCGACACCACGUUCCAUUACAGUUUUCUGAUCGUAAUAUCAGCAUAUCAGGUUAUUUUAAUAUGUCAAAUUUCAACAACCUAUUUUGAACUUAACAGCGACCUAUUAAGGUUCGAAUCAAUUAGAAAGUUGACAGUUUUAAAUAACGUGAUAUACGUGACAACGAACGUGUUUUCUGAUGUGGAUGAACCAAGUGUUUUAUCUAUUUUCCAAUAUUUCAGUUGAAACUGUUAAUUAUAGUAAUUUUCAGGGUCGAAGGUGUGUUUCAGUGACUAUUUUAUUCAUCAAAUCAUUUAUUCAAGUAUUAUUCUCAUUUAUUCUAAUUUACGUACAUAAUUGCGUUAAUAUUAUUAUAAUAAUGAUACGUGAUAGAUAUAAUUAUCUCGAAUUAGAUAUCGAAUAUUCAUAUUAAAAAAUCUCUAUUUAGCUGUAAGAAGAUGCAAUAUUACAUUCAAGUUAAAUAUUCUCUAUAUUUUAAGAAGAUCAAGAUUAAACGGACUACUCUUUGAUAAAUGUAAUACAGUAGAAUAUAUCGUAUCAAGUAGUGACAAAUUUUAUAAACUUAAAAGAUUCUAAAUUCAAUAGUAGAAUUAAAUACUUACUCGGCAUGUGUCUUUGAUCUGGAUGAUAUUGAUUCAAACAGUUUCUUAUGUGCAAACGUCGAAUGUAACUAUUGACGUGUAUGGGGCUUAAGUAUUUUCUUAUUUCUUUUUUCAUAAUCAAAAUACACUUUUUCUUAUUUGGUAUUUAAAAUGUUCUCGUCAUAUCAUACACCGACCAUAUCAAUUGAUUAUUUCAUUUAAUGCACAUUUUUAUUUUCAUUUUGUUCUAGGAACAGUAUUAUUAUAAUUAACAAAUUAUUCAUACGUCAUAUGUAUGUUAAAAAGAUGUGCAGUAAAACCCGAAAAAUAGAACUCGUCGAGAAUAUUGGUUUAGAUCGACCAGACUAAUCUCCAUGAUGAUUUAACGUGUGGUUAAAAGUAAACUGUCUUAUUUUAAGGAGUAUAAGCUAUAAUAUUACGCAUUUGAUUUGCGUCUCACUCGCACUUGGCGGGAAUCGGCGUGCGGAAGGCAUAAUGAUGUGUUACUUAAACAAUUCUGAUUGGUCAGGAUUUACUGCGCUUCAAUGAUAUUUGCAAGCAUAUUGUGAACCAUGUGAGUUUUACUGUACUAUCAUUUAUAUAAGUAUUUUACUGCAGAAAUGACUGAUUUGUUGUAUUCAAUUUGUACUACAUUUUCUUGUAUUAUUUUAAUUUUUUUAUUAUUAUAUCUUGUAUACGUAAGAAUUGAUGUUGAAAUUGAAGUCUGAAAAAUGUUUCUGAUUGAAUUGGAUUGAAUUAUUUAGGGUAAGUAGGUACUUAAAUGUUUAAUCAAUCGAGAAUAGAUAUUAGAAUAUUCCAAUAUUGGUGCAUUUAUUAAUUAGUGUAAAGCAUAAAAUUAAAUACUAAAAAUAAAUGCGAUUUUAGCCAAAAAGCUCGCAUAACAUUAGAAAUUGUAAAGUAACAAGACACAGCAAUGUUCAUGGAUUUUAAUCAGUAGAGAAAUCUAUUAUGUAAUCUUAUCAAAUAUAAUUAAAGCUAUAAUAAAGGUACAAUAGUGCCCAAGCAAUUCAAUAGGCAAUAUAAUAUACAGUCAACAGCACGUUCGGUAAUACAAAUCUGUUAAAUUUCUCCACUUGAUUUAGAACCUUAAUGUUUUGCGGGUAGCGUUUUAAAUCGACUGGAGAACUCUGACAAAUUGUGGUACCUGACGUACAGCACAUCUGUGUUGGAUGUUAACAUAUAGAUUGUGAAAAAAUGUGGCUGUUUAGAAAAUAUAACUUUUUCAAAAAUUCUAGAAGUAAAUUGGUGCCAAAGCUACAAAAUAGUAAUUAUUACUGAUUUAAAAUUAUAACACCGAUAUGAUGUCCGGAGAUUGGAAAAAUACGAUAUUUCUAUGUUUAACAUUAGAAACAAUGUAAUCUAUCAUUAUAUUUUUUUAUAUAUUAAAGAAUGG